Molecule: messenger RNA, 366 nt
Organism: Paramecium octaurelia
Lineage: Eukaryota; Ciliophora; Oligohymenophorea; Peniculida; Parameciidae
Source: the annotation of a GenBank genome assembly
AUGGCAAAAUACGAGUAAUUUGAUUCUCCAUAUGCAAAAGUCUUUUUCCUUUUGCAACAGUUAUUGAAGGAAGAAUUAAUUACUUAAACAGAGAAGGAACAUUUAAAAGGUAUUUUUUAUAAUUUUUAUAAAGACUUAAUAAUUCAAAACGACUAGUCGAUAAUGAAUUUAAUAGUUGUAGAAAGCUAUCAGGAACUAUAUGAAAAAGUUUUAUAAUUCAUUAAUAACAAAAGAGUUAGUUUAGAAGGUUUAUCUGAUUUUGAGGACGAUGAUUCAACUAGCAAAAGUCUGAGACACUAUUUAAGAAACAAAUUAAAACUGGAAAUAAAAUAGAGUAAUUUUAAUUUGGCAAUUAAGAAAAUUUGA